Molecule: messenger RNA, 600 nt
Organism: Ceutorhynchus assimilis (cabbage seed weevil)
Lineage: Eukaryota; Metazoa; Arthropoda; Insecta; Coleoptera; Curculionidae
Source: the annotation of a GenBank genome assembly
GGUAGCGUUUUCUUUUUGGUUGUUUGAUGUUGUUUUGACAAGUGUCAUCUAGGUGUCACUAUUUUCGGCCCCAAGCCCAAGGCGUUGGUUGUUGGUUGCAUUUUUCCUGCCAGACAUUGCAUUUUCUUCUUUAUUUUCCCAAUUUUCAAAGCAAUGGGCGUGCAAGUACAAUCGCUUUCACCUGGAGAUGGUUCCACCUACCCAAAGACCGGGCAAAGAGUCGUGGUGCACUACACCGGCACAUUGGAAAACGGUACCAAGUUCGACUCGUCGCGAGACCGUGGGACGCCCUUUAAAUUCCGCAUUGGCAAAGGGGAAGUGAUCAAGGGCUGGGAUGAAGGAGUCGCACAAAUGAGUGUGGGUCAAAGGGCCAAGCUAACUUGCUCAUCGGACUACGCUUAUGGGGCCAGAGGCCAUCCAGGCAUCAUCCCACCACAUGCUACCUUGAUUUUUGAUGUGGAGCUGUUGGAAAUUCAAUAGUGAUUGAGGCUGCAUUUAGAUGAAAUCAUUGUUUUAACUUAUUUUUGUUUAACACGUUAGAGGGAUAGGGUUUUUGAUUAUUUUGUGUUUAAAUUGAUAAAUAUAGAAUUAACAGUCUAU